CGCAUAUAUCAGUCCGUACAUACCAUCAUCACAAAGAUUUUGUUAACCAGAGUCGGAUCGAAAGCUAAAAGCAGAUUAACAGUGAAGCGGUAAAUGAAGAAGGAGAAGAGCUCCCGAUCAACAAUAUCAUCUUUCCAAGUAUUUUCGAUCCAUGUUUGCUGCGGGCUAGCCUUGGCCGUUGGAUUUUGGGUGGCCCACAAUAUUUAUUCCAUCAAUCUCAUCUCUGAUCCCUCCGCCACUCUUCGUUUGAUCUGGGCUGUUGAAUUCCCGGUUGUUAUCCUUCUUUUCAGUUGUUGUAGACAGAAAUGCUCGUAUUUGAAAGCUAUUUGCCGAGGUUUGCUGGGACUUCCUUUCGGUGCUCUUUUAAAUGCGCUUGGAGCGUUAGUUUUGGGGGCACCCGUCGGAUUGCAAUACUUUGAAAGGACAGUUAGUUGGUCUCUUCUGAUGUCUUCAUUGACUUUUGUACCUACAUUUUGUGUUUAUGGUUCAUGUUGGACAGAUUGGCAUCGCAUAUUUGCAUGUACAAAGCCGAAUGGACCUUUGGAUUUUAUGCUUUGUCUACCAGCGCAUGGAGCUGUCAUUGGAGCUUGGUUUGGUGCUUGUCCUAUGCCACUUGAUUGGGAACGUCCUUGGCAGGAUUGGCCAAUCUGUGUGAGUUAUGGAGCCAUGGCUGGUUAUGUGGCUGGGAUGGUGGGGUCCCUUGCUCUUGCACUAAUGCGUGCUGCAGGAGGAAAGCAACUGAAAGCAGAGUAGAUGGUUCACUCCUCUUAUUUUAGUUAGAUUGUAUUCUGAUUAACUAGUAUGUUACUAAUUAUUUUUUCACUUUGUUUAUUCAAUCCCCAUGUAUAAGAUCCAACUUUGAACAGAAUCUGUAAAAGAUGAUAAACUGUGAGCCUCAACAAACCACUUGUAUGAGAAA
Hibiscus syriacus is the source of this 919-nucleotide messenger RNA. Its product is annotated as glycosylphosphatidylinositol anchor biosynthesis protein 11-like. Gene Ontology annotation, cellular component: endoplasmic reticulum membrane. The record is from RefSeq and is a predicted model, not a curated record. Bases 94 to 753 code for a protein of 219 amino acids. Lineage: Eukaryota; Viridiplantae; Streptophyta; Magnoliopsida; Malvales; Malvaceae. Gene Ontology annotation, biological process: GPI anchor biosynthetic process. The transcript is spliced from 9 exons.